Messenger RNA from Magnolia sinica, 1588 nucleotides. Its product is annotated as meiosis-specific protein PAIR3-like. The record is from RefSeq and is a predicted model, not a curated record. NCBI's taxonomy places the organism in Eukaryota, Viridiplantae, Streptophyta, Magnoliopsida, Magnoliales, Magnoliaceae. The transcript has 9 exons. Gene Ontology annotation, biological process: meiotic cell cycle. Bases 1 to 1275 code for a protein of 424 amino acids.
AUGAAGACAGCUCCAGAGGAACAUUUAAACAGUCUGCAGUCACCAAAGAAUGCAAAUCUUGAAAAGAAAUUUGGCAGCUCACCAGUUCCAAAGAAUGCAGACCCACAAGAAGAUUUCAACAAUCCCUCACCAAAGAACACACACGCCCAAGAAAAGUUUGGCAGUUCACCAUUACAUAAUAACACAUACCAACAAGAUGAUUUUGACCAUCCGACAUUUACAAUGAAUACACCAAUGGAAAAUGGCAUUCCUAGCCCACUGUUACCAAAGAGCACAACCAUGGAAGAAGUUUUUUACAGUUCAGCAGCAUCCAAGAAAAGAGUCACUGCAGAAGGAUUUUGUAACAUCAGAACUUUCCAGCAUUCGAGAUGGGGUUUUGUUGGAUCAGAUAUGUACACAGAAUCCUCUGAUGAUACCAGGGAGUUUAAAGGGUCACUCACCAAGGAAUCAUUACCAUUUAUGGAAAAGAAAGAUGCAAAAAGGAGGUCAUCUCUAUCGUCAAUGGAAGAACAGAUUCCUGAGAGUUCAGAAUGUGAUGAACUCAUUGACAAAGGUUUCACAACAAGAGAGAAAUGGCCUUCAACAACUGGUAGCCAUGAGAAACCCCCAUUCAUGCUUCGAUGUAGCAAAAGGCUCCACAGUCAAGAAGACAUUAAACUUUGUCAACUCAGCCCCACCUCAUCCUCCUCGAAAGAAUUCUUAGUAACUGAAGAAAUCAAUAGGUUCCAAGGAGCUUCAGAGCAAACCCAAGAAAAUGGCUUGGGAAGGGCCAUUGAACAGUUUGCAUUGGUCUUAGAAAGAUAUAAAACCAAAAUGAAGUCACAGACAAGCAAGAAAAGCUCUGUGAUUCUGGCAUCUGUUGCUGACAGAAUUCAUUUUCAGCUGCAGGGGGUUGUGUCACAGAUUCAGGCAGAUGUAGGGAAGUUCACAAACCUCAGCAAAUCCAAGAGAAAAUGCUUGGAAUCGAGAUUCCAAGAGAAACAAGAGCGACUAAAACUCAUACAUGAUGAGUUCAAAGAAGAUGUAAAUAAGCACCUUGAAGAGUGCAGGAUGGCACUUGAAGAGCUCGAAGCAUAUCAUCUAGAAAUAAAGGGAAAUGCAGAGAGGCAGAAGGCAUCACACAGGAAGCUUCUCGUACAAGUGGAAGAGGCAAUCGAGAUCCAACUUUGUGAUGCCGAAAAGAGCAUCGCCGCUAUCCACAAGGCAACAAGAACAAAGAUGCAGGAAUUGAAACAUGCACUGGAGGAGUGCUUAAGCGAAGGACUGUUUAGUUGAUGGUAUGGUUUAUGUUGCGGGCAAAAGCUUAAUGACCUGAUUGUAUUCACCAACUGGAGGCUUUUGCUCAGAGAUGUGUAGACUUAUUAAGAGGAGUGUGUAGAUUCUUCGACAUGUAAGCCAGAUUUCAUGUUUUAUCAGCACUCCAUUCUACUCUGCCACUCAUUUAUUUUGUUUGUGGUACACUAAGAUAUCGAUGCAUGUAUUCAUGUGGGGUCUACCACCAUGCACAGGAGAGGGCCCCGGUUGCCUGAUGACAUGACUAUUGAGGUGGCAUUGCUUGGAUUUGUAUACUAGUUUUCUGUUUACGAGG